CGGGGGUGUACUGAUAUUUGCUCAUAGGAGGGUAAAGCACACUGACACAAUAUUUUACGUGGUUCGGCAAAACCGCCUACAUCCACGGGAGAGAGUCCAUUUUAUUUGAGAUUAGAGAAAGGAUAUACAUGGAGGAGGAGGAUCACUUCACUCAAACUCUACUCCCAGCUCUCAUUGCUGCACUUGCAGCUGCUGCAAUGGCAACAAGGCUGCUGCCAUUGCAGCUCUCCACUUUCUCUCUAUACUCUUCACAUUCUCACACCUCUCUUACCUUUUGCUCUCUCACGUAUGCCUAUAAAUAGGCAAGUAUGGUGGCUUCUCUUCUUCAACAACAGCAGCUGCACAUGGGUUGAUACAUUUGUCAAUGGUGGGUGCAACUACCAUUGACAAAUGGUAACCCUACUCCUUAGGGUAGGUUGCCCAAUAAUGGCAAAUCCCAACACAACUUACCAGAGAUGGUGAGUUGGUUCUAAAUGAUCAAUCAGGCAGAACAAUAUGGAGUCCAGUUUUUGGUGGAAGUGGAGCCGCCUAUGCAGCCAUGCUUGACACGGGAAACUUCGUGGUAGCAAGCCAAGCUGGUGCCAAUUUGUGGCAGAGUUUUGAUGAACCAACAGACACACUGUUGCCCACACAAAAUCUGAAUUUAGGUGCUCAACUAAUUGCUCCCUACCUGGAAAAGAAUUAUUCAGAUGGAAGAUUCAAGUUCAUUCUACAAGCUGACAGCAAUCUCGUACUGUACACAACACGUUAUCCAACAACUACCUCAAAUUAUGCUUAUUGGUCUACCCAGGAUUCUAUUGGAAGCGGUUAUAGGGUGGUCUUUAACCAGUCUGGCUAUAUGUACCUCGCAGCCCAAAAUGGCGCUAUGCUUAAUUCGGUAUUCUCUAAUUCAGUAUCAAUGCAAGAUUUCUACUUGAGGGCUACCAUAGACUAUGAUGGAGUUUUUAGGCAAUAUGCUUAUCCAAAGACUGCUUCCAGUAGCACAAGGUGGGCUAUGGCCUGGACGACUUUGCCAAACUUCAUACCCUCAAAUAUCUGCGUGGUAAUUAGGGGACCAGUAGGCAGUGGAGCUUGCGGUUUCAACAGUUAUUGCAUAGUAGGAGAUGACCAAAGACCGACAUGCAAGUGUCUUCCUGGUUACACUUUCUUUGAUCCAAAUGAUGAGAGGAAGGGAUGCAAGAAAGACUUUAUUUCACAGGAUUGUGACCAUCCAUCGCAAGAAAUAGAUAACUUUAUGAUCAGGGAUAUGCUUAACACAAACUUUCCAUAUACUGAUUAUGAAGAUUUUUUUUCAGUGGACGAGGAUUGGUGCAGACAAGCUUGCUUGAGUGACUGCUAUUGUGCUGUUGCCACUUAUAACAGUGGACACUGUUGGAAGAAGAGAGGCCCUCUCUCGAAUGGGGUAACAGAUCCAAGUAUUGGUGAUGAAGCCCUGAUGAAAGUAAGGAAAGGCAACCGGACUGCAGGUUCAAGUGCAAAGAAGAGUGAUCGAUCAAUUUUGAUCACAACAGGAUCGGUGCUUUUAGGUAGCUCCAUCUUUCUAAUUGUUCUCUCUCUGCUAGGAAUCUACGUGUUCUUUACUCGAUCGAACCAACAAAAACAAAAGGUGGUACCGCAACUCCAUGUCAUGCCAGAAAUGAAUCUGCAGAAUUUUACUUUCAAUGAGCUGGAAACAGCUACAGGAGGAUUCAAGGAAGAAGUUGGUAGGGGUGCUUUUGGAAUUGUUUACAGAGGGGCACUAGCCAACGAAGACAAACCGCUCAUCGCAGUAAAGAAAUUAGAAAAGAUGGCCGGGGAGGGCGACACAGAAUUCAAUACAGAAGUGAAAGUUAUUGGCAGAACAAAUCACAAGAAUCUGGUUCAACUUAUUGGAUUCUGUAACGAAGGGGAAAAUCGCCUUCUGGUCUACGAGUACAUGAGCGGUGGCUCCUUGUCAAACUACAUAUUUGGAUAUUCAAGGCCUAGUUGGCACCGAAGAAUGCAAAUUGCUUUCGGUGUAGCCAGAGGGUAGCUCCUUUACCUCCAUGAAGAAUGCAGCUCCCAGAUAAUCCAUUGUGAUAUCAAGCCUCAAAAUAUCCUGCUCGACGAAUCUCUUAACGCCAGGAUUUCAGAUUUCGGACUAGCCAAGCUGUUGAAGACGGACCAAACCAAAACAACGACAGGAAUCAGGGGGACGAAAGGGUAUGUAGCUCCUGAAUGGUUCAAGAACCUGCCUGUCACAACCAAAGUAGAUACCUACAGCUUUGGCAUUCUCUUGCUGGAGCUAGUUUGCUGCAGAAAGAACUUUGAGAUUAAUGCAAUGCAAGAAGAUCAGAUAGUUCUUGCAGACUGGGCAUGUGAUUGCCUUAAAGAAGGAAAGUUGAACCUUUUAGUAGAAGAAGAUGAAGAGGCAAUGGAAGACAUGAAAAGGGUAGAGAGGUUUGUGAUGGUUGCAAUUUGGUGCAUUCAUGAAGAUCCAUCUUUAAGACCUGGAAUGAAGAAAGUUGUGCAGAUGUUAGAAGGAAGUGUUCAAGUCUCUGUUCCUCCUGAUCCUUCAUCAUUUAUCAGCACAAUCUAAAUCCUUUUUGUACAUAUAUAUAUAUCCAGAAACUAAGGCCAAUGAAUGUUACCUAUCUACCUUGCAUUGAAUAAUCUGUAGUUCCUUGUAUUGAAUAAUCUGUAGUUCCAAUCAUUUCAGGCAUCAUGUGUUAGACCUUGUAAAAUAAGGCUUAAAACGCAUGCUUCCAA
Molecule: messenger RNA, 2727 nt
Organism: Populus trichocarpa (black cottonwood)
Lineage: Eukaryota; Viridiplantae; Streptophyta; Magnoliopsida; Malpighiales; Salicaceae
Product: G-type lectin S-receptor-like serine/threonine-protein kinase LECRK2
Biological process (GO): protein phosphorylation
Molecular function (GO): protein kinase activity; ATP binding
Source: RefSeq, a predicted model, not a curated record